Messenger RNA from Polyodon spathula (Mississippi paddlefish), 441 nucleotides. RefSeq names its product protein atonal homolog 7-like. Gene Ontology annotation, molecular function: protein dimerization activity. The coding region runs from base 1 to 441 and encodes 146 amino acids. The transcript has a single exon. Lineage: Eukaryota; Metazoa; Chordata; Actinopteri; Acipenseriformes; Polyodontidae. The record is from RefSeq and is a predicted model, not a curated record.
AUGAAAUCCUACAUAUCAAGCUGUGUAGAUUCUGGUUCUGGCUCAGAAACAGUUUCCAAUUGUGAGCCUGGAACCGAGAAGGUCGAGAGAGUGACCAGGAGAAGAAUGGCUGCCAACUCCCGUGAGAGAAAGAGGAUGCAGAGUCUGAACACCGCCUUCGACCGGCUGCGCAAGGUGGUGCCUCAGUGGGGACAGGACAAGAAGCUAUCCAAGUAUGAGACCCUGCAGAUGGCCCUCAGCUACAUCGUGGCCCUGAACAGCAUCCUAACAGACACAGAGCGCUACAGGAGCAGCUCACAGAGGGAAUGGCUUAACCAUCAGAUUGAGCAUUUCCACCAAGAGAACUAUUCCUAUCUACAGAAUGGAUCCUCUGCUGAGCUUGAGGAAUACACAGAGAGGUUCUUCUCCUACCAGCCAGAGAGAUUCCAAAUAGGCAACUAG